Molecule: messenger RNA, 5396 nt
Organism: Osmerus eperlanus (European smelt)
Lineage: Eukaryota; Metazoa; Chordata; Actinopteri; Osmeriformes; Osmeridae
Gene: siah2l
Product: seven in absentia homolog 2 (Drosophila)-like
Exons: 2
Coding region: 1164-1907 (247 amino acids)
Biological process (GO): multicellular organism development; proteasome-mediated ubiquitin-dependent protein catabolic process
Cellular component (GO): cytoplasm
Molecular function (GO): zinc ion binding; ubiquitin conjugating enzyme binding; ubiquitin protein ligase activity
Source: RefSeq, a predicted model, not a curated record
AGGGAGAGAGAAGGAGAGGGAGGGAGAGCAGAGCGAGGAGCUACAGAGACAGCUGUUCCUCCGCGUGUAUGCUUCUCUUGUUUAUCUUCCCCAGCAGAGAGAGAGUGAGACAGACAGAGAGACAGACAGGGAGAAAGAGAGACAGGAAGAGAGAGACAAAGAGAGAGAAACAGAGAGACAGAGAGAGAAGCUGCCUGUGUUUGGAUUCGUCGAGCGUUCUGCGUGUGACUCUCACACUCUCUCCGUACAACCGCAAGGGGGGAUCGUCUCUGUUGCCACGGCGCCCGGGGGUUGAUGUGAAGCUGAGGUCGUCAGGGCUGCCGCUGGUUGAACCGACGCGGCGCUGGAACUACAGCCGAACGGGACGCUGUCUCUCUGUCUCCGUGUGCCGCCUCUGCCAGGCUGCGGCGCGCUCUGCGUGUUUGUGUGUUUGCUCGUGUGUGUGUGUGUGUGUGUGUGAGAGAGGAUUUUAUUGCUCCCCAGUAGGUCUGCCGUCCGUGUGGCGUUGUUCUGGGUUAGCGGGAGAGAGAGAAGCGUGUGUGUGUGUGAUGUUAGAGGACAGUCCAGUGUGCUAGUGUUUGCUUCAGGUCCAGUCAGCAGAUUCCGGAGGGGUCAGGCGCUAGAUCCUCACAUCUCAGUCACAGUGGAGCAUUCAGAACGGAACCAAACAGAACCUCACAAGCUUGCUGUCAGAGCCUCGCGCGGGGUCAGUGACACACGCGCACACAGUUCAGCACGCGGAUAUCCUCUGUGAUAUUCAGUCUACGUCAGACUCGCGUUUCACAGGGUUCGUGUCAGCCGCUGAGGGAAUUCUGUUGCUAGGAGUCGGCUAUUGUUUGGGUUGUUUUGGUUGCCGGGUGAUCCCCGGUGUUGUUGGCCACGCCGACCGACAGGCAGGCAGCCUUGGACGGAGACUGAGUCCGCUUGUAUAGAGAGAACGCGUCUCCCAUUGAUAGGUCUCUCUGGGAGGCGUAGUAAAGACCCACUGGAGCGUGAAACUGUUUGAGGGAAGUGUGUGUGUGUGUGAGGGAGGGAGAGAGAGAAGUGGGAGCAUCUGUGUGUGAUCAACAGUGUGUGUGUGUGUGUCCGUCUGUAAGACACACGUUGUACGUGUGUGUUGAAGAGGAGAGAAGACCUGUGUGUGUGAGGACCCACGUGGGCCCAUGCUGUGCCCGGCAUCCUGCCUGCCCCUGCUGAGGGAUCUGGCACACUGGCGCUGCCUGCUGGGGUGGCACCGCCAGCGAGGGGUGGGCAGCGCCGUGGCGGCAGGGCCGGGCCCGGGGUCAGAGGUCAGGGCCGGGGUCGGGGGCGUGACCAGACCCGUCUGCCGCGCCAGACCACAGACCGGGAGCAAGUACGCCUCCGCCGGCUGCCUGCUCUCCCUCCACCACAGCGAAAAGCCGGAGCACGAGGAGGUGUGCGAGUUCCGCCCCUACACCUGCCCUUGCCCGGGCGCCUCCUGCAAGUGGCAGGGCUCCCUGGACGCUGUCAUGCCCCACCUGAUGCACGCCCACAAGUCCAUCACCACCCUGCAGGGCGAGGACAUCGUGUUCCUGGCCACGGACAUCAACCUGCCGGGCGCCGUGGACUGGGUGAUGAUGCAGAGCUGCUUCGGGCAUCACUUCAUGCUGGUGCUGGAGAAGCAGGAGAAGUUCGAGGGCCACCAGCAGUUCUUCGCCGUGGUGCUUCUCAUCGGCACGCGCAAGCAGGCCGAGAACUUCGCCUACCGGCUGGAGCUGAACGGGAACCGGCGGCGCCUGACCUGGGAGGCCACGCCGCGCUCCAUCCACGACGGUGUCGCGGCCGCCAUCAUGAACAGCGACUGUUUGGUGUUCGACACCUCCAUCGCGCACCUGUUCGCCGACAACGGCAACCUGGGGAUCAACGUCACCAUUUCCAUGUGCUGAGGGGUGUGAACGCACACACACACUCGGCGCACGCACACACACACACAAUACUUUCUGGAACACACACACACACGCUCUGGAAAUGCUCUCGGUCUUAUUAUGGUGGGACAGACUGCUGUCUUGUGUUGAAUGCCCCUCCCUACCUCACACACACACGCAUGCACACACACUCAUACACACACAAGGGGCAGAGACCGGCGUACUGAUGUCUUCACAAAGCAGUAGAGGGUUAUGAAUGAGGGAUGAGGUGAAAAGGGUGCGCGUGUGUGUGGCAAGGGAGUGUGGGCACUUCGAGAGUCUCCAUGUGGUGGACUUGAUUGACUUCAUUAACGCCCAAUCCCUGCUCUUCUCCAAGUCCAACUUCCCGCCCAAUAGCCCCUCCACCGCCCAGCCAGCCAAUGCCAGGCCAGGAUGCAGGGGGAGUCUGGUCACGGUGACUUCUCCCUACGGAACCUCACCACAGCCAAUCGUGUUUCAGCAAACUGUUCUGUUGACCAAUCAAAGGCUUCUGAAGCGCUUGUUCGCGUCUAGGAAGCCAGUAGUCUUCCUGUCAAGCUUGCUCGUUUAUAUCUCUCCCCAGACUGUUUUCUACAUGUGACCACAGAAGCAUGAUGACGAUGAUGAUGAUGAUGAUUACGACACAUGAAGCAGUCUGAUUGUAAGGUGUCUGUCUAGCGUCAUAAACCUGAACUAAAGUCGUUAAGGUGACAUAAUGCUGCCAUAAACUUGAUAUGAAACCUGUCCGAGCGCUGUACUGCAUAAUGCUAUGUUUAACCAUAACCAGAAUAUAAUGGGGUUAUGUACCACAGAGACCACUAAUUAUUGCGCGUUAUUAAAACUCCCUAAUAAUUGACAGGUGUCAAGUCUUGUUUAACAUGGCAUUAUGUAGCCUUGUGGAUGUGUGUGUGUGUGUGUUGCUGUGUUUUUGUGCACAGGAAGGGCAUCAAUAACACUUGAAUGUUCGUGUGAAUAUGAAGGUUAAGUCAGCAGUUGUGAAGCUAUGUUUGGUAGCUGACUCUUAACAAGUAACACAAGACUUGUGUCUUGUGUUACUUGUGUCUUUAAACUGCAUCUCCUUUUAACAACACUGUGGAGCUGUUUCUGCAAAAGGCAGAUGUGUGUGUGUUGUACAUAUACACGCACACACACACACACACGGUACUUUAUUUGAGUCAUUAGAUCUACUCAAACAGUUCCAUCAGAUGUGUUUCCGUAGAAUCCGGAAUCUUCUCAAGACUCCGGAAUCUUCUCAAGACUCCGAUGUGGAGGGUUCUUCUUGGUCGGUCAGCCUUCUACAGCCGUACUGCUCUUGUGUUGAACCCUUCUGGUCAUCUGCCAUCACCCCCAGGUGCUGGUGUUGGUGCUGCCCAGGGUGUGCAGAGGACAGCUGGGCCAGGCGCACCCGGAAACCUGCUUAUCUUGGGGGAUAUUGGGCGUAUCCAUCUUGGAUGAGAGUGGGACGUUGAGUGUAGCUUCUAAAUCGCCUCUGGAUCAGUGGUGUCUGGAGUCUAUGAGGCUCUUAAUAGACAUGGCCCAUCGCCAUAGUGAAUGGCCUCAGGAGGCAUCCCAUAAUGCUCCAUCUAACAAACCAUCCGAACGACCCAAUGGAGGAACCCAUCGAAUCACCAUGACAACAUACCUCUCAUGACGACAACAACGGACAUGUCUGUUGCCCCAUUGGAACGCUGGUGUUCCACUGGGGCCCUGCAGUCUACCCACAAUCCCCCCUGUUUGCCCACAAUCCACUCUGCCUCCGAACCCAUCACCUCGCUACUCCGUUCUGUCUUUCUUAUAAAUAUUGAAGAUUUUAUGUUUAAUCUUAUAUUUUCUACAUAAAAAAGAUAGGAAAAAAAACUUUGAAAAAAACUUGUAGAGAAAGUCGAUGUUUUCAGUUGUUGUGUAACGUCUGUGCUAAGUUGCUGCGUUGUAAAGAGGCGUCAAGGUUACUUUAGCAUUUUAAUGUGUUGCUGCUAACUGAUAUAUUCUCCAUUAGCCUAGAUUACACAUCAUAUUCUUGUCCAGAUCACAUAAUCCAUGUUUUACAGGAAUAAUGCCUUUUUGAACUUGAUAAUAUAAAUCUAACACCCAUAAUAUUUUUUAUCUCCUACAAGUGUUAACACCUAGUGAUCACCGUUCUGUAUGACGUGUCUGAUUGUCAGAACACCGAGUAGGAACACAGGUGAACGUUCUCUCAUACCUGUCAUGUCGGCCUAUGUCAAAGCAGUAGGCCUAUUCCAUAACUCUAGGCCUACAGUAAUUUCUGUGGAAACACAUGACUACCUGUUACAUAGGCCUACACCAUUUAAUCCGUAGGCUAUCUUUUAUACCAAUCGACAAUUAUUAAGUUAAACCGGAUCCUGUGAUGGUUUCUACAGCAGAAACAGGGGCAACCUCGUUUUUCAGACGACAAAAAAUACUGUCUUUUGCGAACUAUUGUCAACUGCCUGAAAGCCAUAAUGUAAUAUCUGCAUAGCCUAUUUGUUGAAUCCAGAGAAGAAGACCUUAGUUUGUGAUCAGAGCUGACUGUAUGUUGCAGAUACAUCUCUAAUUUCUGUUGAAGGAAAUUUCUGUUGUGAUUGACAGCGGUGUUUAAAUAAUGGAUCUUCUGAGGAUUUAUUUUAAUUUUUGUAAUGUAACGUGAUCAUAAAACCUUGUGGUUUGGAGGGCGGGCGUGUUUUUGAAAAGACUAUCCCUGAGUUUUAACAAGUCCUUCUAUCUGACUGUAGUGCACAUAGCCGGUCCACACAAUACUUUCCAACCGGUUUUUGGGGAGCCUAAAGCUGGUGCUGGGGACAAGGGACAGCUCACCUUUCAGUCCCGCUACCCCUCCCCAGCCUCGAGGGAUGAGUCCGUUUUAACCCCACACAGAUAGCAUACAGAUACCACCAUCAUCCAGUGGAGUAACCUACAAAAUGGCGUGUUGUAGGCUCUUCCUCCAGCUUGACACUGGGAUAAACGCAAUCAAUGACAUUUACCACGUUCAAAUGCCAGCGGUCGUCUCAUUCAAACUCGUAACCCAUCUUAUCGGAAGUUCAAACGGUUUUUUUGGCCCCCCGAGGCUAAUAAUCAUACACAGUAUUUUAUAUACGCUACCGCUUUUAUGUCUGACAUGUUAAUUUAUUCAUGGGAUUUGUUUCCGUAGCGACGCUACACUGUUAAUGUCGCUUUUCAAAAAGAAUGCUGCAGGUCAAAUUGUGGAGAUUAAAUCAGUUGACUUGCAACCCUGUUGAUCAGGUCUCAGUUUGUACAUAUGGUUCACUGUUCAGUUCUUUAUCUUAAAUAUUAAGCCUGUUCGUUGGUUCUUAAUUGAAAUUACAAAUUGUGUAUUGUUCUUUUGGACGGUAAAUGUUGUUUCUCUGGCUGGUGUUUCUUUUCUUUUAACCCAAAGUUAUUUCUUUAUUUUUGGAGAAUAGCGAGCUUCCCAUAUUUACUAUUUUGAUCUCUGUAUCCACUGAAAUCCAACUGAAAUAAAAUAAAAUUAAAAAUAUU